AAACACUCCAUUCUUCUAUAUAAGGCUACAUAACCACAUAACCAAAUCAUCAAGUCCUCACAUUCUCUAAUACAAAAUAUUGUUUUGAAUUACUCUAAUACUUCUUCUAAACAAAAAUCAUACAAAGGAAUAUCAACAUGGCAUUUGGAUUGACUCGUUUUGUUCAGGGUAAGAAGGCUCUUCGAAGAUCGCUUUCAGGCAUCAAAGAAGCAACUUUGAAGUGUUCAAGCAUUCCAAAAGGCUACUUUGCAGUCUAUGUUGGAGAAGAUCAGAAGAAGCGUCAUGUAGUACCUCUUUCCUACCUAAAUGAGCCUUCAUUUCAAGACUUGCUUAGUAUGGCUGAACAAGAAUUCGGGUAUGAGCAUCCUAUGCGCGGACUCACAAUUCCUUGCACUGAAGACAUCUUCAAUGAUAUCACUUCUCAGUUGAACUGAUAAUUGUAAUUUGUAGCACUGACAUAGAAAUUCACAUAUAACAAAUUUGUAGAUUAUAUACAAUUUCACCCUUUUUCUUGGAAAAGAAAGGGAUUUUUUUUGACUAGUUGAGAAAUUACUGGUCAUUUGAUUAACACUCUUGUUGUCUCUAUGGUUGAAUUCCAUUUUUCUUUUUCUAAUCAAUAUCUUUCUCUUUGUCAAUUUCAAAGCUAUCUGCCCUUUAUUUUUGAAUAACUUAGAAUCAGAAACAUCACUUUCACAUUACUCAUAAAUGUAAAUUUAUAACUGAGAUGAAUAAAGUAUCAUCACUUUGUUAAUACUCAAGUCUCAACCUAGCCUUUCUCAAAGCUUUCAUUCAUUAUUGAUGGAUGUGAUAGUGUGAUCUCUAUAGGUGAUGAGUUUUAUCACAAAGGUUAAGGAUUGGAAAUAUGUUGGUAUGUAAAGAUUGGUCAUGUAGUAAUGAAGCUAUGCAAGAAGGUCAAAUAUUCCCUCUACUCCCAAGAACACAACAAUUUUGUUAACUGUCAAGUAUUUGAGUCGCUUUUAGACUGGGGGGGAUGACACUCAAAUAGGAAGUUUCUCUGUUUAUGUAAGGCCUUACAACAACUUAUUUCCCAUACAUCCCUUGUUUUUAGUUUUCUGUAAAAGACCGAGGUCCUUGCCAGAAAAAGGGCUGCCUACUUCGUUUUCUCGUUUAUCAUGUCUGAUAAGCCUAAGGCUUAUCUUGUGCAGCACAAAAUGAUUAAAUGAAAUACUUAUAGUCUUUUAUGUACAUAGACCGAGUUGUCUUAGUGUUUUAAUUUUAUUAGUCCAAUUGUAAUUCUAGUUGGCCUAAGUCUUUUUAAGACCAAUGUUUAUAAAUAGAGAGGAAGCAACCUCACUUAGAUUAGCUUGGAAUUAGAUAAGAGCAGACUCUUUGUGGAGAGACUAAUCCUCUCAAAAGAUUGGGAAUUUGGAGAGACGAACCUCUUGAAAGCUCCAUAUUGUAACUUCAUGAUUGUUUUUCAGAAUAAAGAUCAUUUGAUAAAUUGUAUUUAUUUUGGGAAAUAGCUGAAAGAUUACUCUAUCAAUGUCCUUUGUUAAAAAAUGGUAUGAUAAAGAAGGAGAAGAGUGGCCUAAGAUUUAAACACAUUGAUACACGCUUCAAUGGAUUCAAGGUAAGUUUUCUUCACUUGUUUUUUUACACAUUUUUUCAUUAUACCAGUUGCUAUUCAGUCAAUGCUAUCUGUAUAUCAAUUGUUUGUUUUAAAACUAAUCCAAAAAUAUACAUUCUAAAUACUAUUUUGCAGAUCAAUAAGAAGGCCAGAGAUUCUAGAUCUUAAUUUAAAGAAUUUAACACAAAUAAAACAAUAUAUUGAAGAAAAGCUUUAGUAUUUUCAUUUGUAUCAUUCUCAAGGACAUUUUCAUUUCAGUCCUCAAGGAAAAAUAUUUACAUGGUAAUGGUAUUGACAUUCUUUACCAUUUACAAAAUUGUAACAAUCAUUUGUGUUAGUAGUUAUCAUCAAUCUAUACUCAUCAUCAGACAUUUAAGCUAGAAACAAGAUUGAUAAAAGCAUCUUCACUGCAGGGAAUUGUUAGAGCUCCCAUUGGAUGAUCGAAUCCGAAUUCUUCUUCAGCUUGACACAGCAAUUCUUGGAAUGAAGAAUGGUUCAAGUAUGAUACGGGGAUCACAAAUCUUGUCAUUUUGUUCUUCCCUACAUAAACUGCCAAAUACCCUUUUGGAACAUCUUUUGCACUUGAAAAAGGCCUCUGAAUAAGUUGCUUGGCUUGAACUACACCGGGAAAACGAAAACCCAUGAUUGCUGAAGUCUCUAAAUGUAGAAGAAGAACUCUCAAAGUACUCAAAAAGAAAACUCUAGUACUUGGAGUUGUGAGGAGUUGAGAU
Molecule: messenger RNA, 2319 nt
Organism: Cannabis sativa
Lineage: Eukaryota; Viridiplantae; Streptophyta; Magnoliopsida; Rosales; Cannabaceae
Product: auxin-induced protein 15A-like
Exons: 1
Coding region: 138-434 (98 amino acids)
Biological process (GO): response to auxin
Source: RefSeq, a predicted model, not a curated record